AUGGAAAAGAAGAAUGGAAGACUUUGGAUUUUGCUUGGGGAAUGUUUUGGCUCAAUGACAAAGCGGUUUGGGAGAGUUGCAGAGUCUCUAGAAGACUUGGCUUUGGAUGUCCCUGAUGUCCAGAAACAAUUUACCCGUUACAUUGAACGAGCAAAGAAUCCAGGGUGGUUGGAUUCCUCAUUUAGUUUCAGCAAAUCAGGACACAUUGCAGAGAAUGGCACUGACUAA
Prunus armeniaca (apricot) is the source of this 228-nucleotide messenger RNA. The record is from the annotation of a GenBank genome assembly. Lineage: Eukaryota; Viridiplantae; Streptophyta; Magnoliopsida; Rosales; Rosaceae.